UCCUGUAUAUAAGUCCAUCUAUGACAAUUGCAAUCUAGCCUGAUUUUCACAUUCAAAUCCAAUCUUUUCUGAAUCUCGGUUCCUCUCUCCGCCGCUCUACGGCUCUUAGAGACGUCGCUAAGAGAGAGAAGGAAAAUGGCGGUUUCUAGGGUUUCUUUUGGAGUGUUAGCUUUUGCUGUUGCUCUCGUUUUCGCCAUUGCCUUGCCUUCUGUCCAGGCCCAGUCUUUUGCUCCCGCUCCUUCUCCCACCAGCGACGGGACAUCAAUAGACCAAGGAAUUGCCUAUGUGUUGAUGCUGGUGGCCUUGGUGCUCACUUACCUCAUUCAUGCCGCUGAUUUUUGCAGCUUUUAAUAGUUGCAUUGCAUCUACUUAGGGUUUUCCUGUGAGAGGACGGAUGGAAAGGAGGAUGUGAAUGUAAAGUCUGUGUUGAAGGGUUUUUUUUAUGAAUUUUUUAUAUGUAAUAAUUUCAGAUUUUUUUAGUUAUUGAAUUUGUUAUCUUAAUCUUAUUGGUCUUUUAGUGCUGUUGUUACUGUUA
This is a messenger RNA of Jatropha curcas, 535 nucleotides long. Its product is annotated as arabinogalactan protein 41. Lineage: Eukaryota; Viridiplantae; Streptophyta; Magnoliopsida; Malpighiales; Euphorbiaceae. The record is from RefSeq and is a predicted model, not a curated record.